Leptosia nina is the source of this 4782-nucleotide messenger RNA. Lineage: Eukaryota; Metazoa; Arthropoda; Insecta; Lepidoptera; Pieridae. The record is from the annotation of a GenBank genome assembly.
AUGGCGAAGAAACGUAGACCAGCCACUACUGCUUCUAGGCGUUCAGCAAGACGCGGAAAAGCCGCACAGAAGAGUUCAGAAGGUGAAACUUCAAGUGUGACUGAAACAAUCUCACCUGCACCAACAUCUGAGGAACCACCUUCAGAUCCACCAAAAGAUACUCCACUGGAAUCAACCUCUGACAUUUCUAGCAAACCUCAAGAAGUACCUACAAUAGUCUUACACAAAAAGUUUGGCAAAUAUAGAUGUCUGUUUAAUAAUGAUGAUACAUUCACAAAAAAGUAUGAUGUUGGUAGUGACAGUGAAACAAAUAGUAGUAUUGAGAUACGGGUUGUAGACCCCGGUGUUAGUUCUGAAUCUGAUUCAAAUGCUGCUGUUGACACACAGUCUGACACAAAUAGUGGCGCUUGUCCUAGCCCUUUAAAUAUUCCAGACCGGGCAUUACAUAGUUUAAGUUCUAGAGAUGUAUCACCAUUGCCAUCGGUUGAGAGUCUAGAUAUUCCAUUACCUAACAUGGAAAUCACAGAAAUAGAUUUAAAGACUGCUGAUGAGGGUAGUAAAGAAACUGAAACUGAAAUGGAUCUAACAGAAAAUGUUCCUGAAGAAAUUAUUACAGAAAUUAAUAACGAUCAAACAACUACAGAAGAGGAAGUGCAAACAUUUUCUAGUCAUCUAUAUGACGAUGAUGAGGUGAUAACUAUAAUUCAAAUAUUAGAAGAUGAUAAUCAAGAAGCCUACUACAACAUUGAUAUUAGUAGUCCACAAGAACAGGUACAAGAGAGUAGUGAUAAUAAGAAUGAACAUGUAGAGCAAGAGGUUCAGUUCCAAAAAGAUUUUGAAAACCUUCAAUUAACUCAGGCUACUUAUCACCCUAGUUCACCUAUCAAUUCUACAGAGAACAUUGUUAACAGAUCAGAAUGUGUAACACCCGAUUUGGUGUUUCCUGCUGAAAAUCCUGAAAUAUUGACUAGGCCUGACCCUAGUUUAACUCCAAGCUCAACAAUAUCAGAUGAUAGCAAUUCCUCAAGGGUGACAGAUCAAGUUCCAAAUUCGAAUGACUCUGCUGAGUCCUCUCCUUCAGGUGUACGACGAUCUAGUAGAAUAAAAACUAUAAGUACUAUGAAGCAAAAAACUAAAGGGUAUGGACUAGUGAAAACACCACUAAAGAAGGCUUUAAUAACACAAACAAAGUUAAAACUGGAAGAAUUAAGCUCAGACGGCCAAGAUAAGACGUCUGAUGGUCUUAAUCAAUCAGGUGUUAAUCCUCAGACCUUUCCUGUACCUACAGAGAUGCCGGUCAAGGUAAAGUCAAGAUGGCGGAGAUCUAGUGAGUUAGAAAUGGGAGCUAAUUCCCCAGCAAUUUCACCAUUAGCAAGCCCAAAUUUACCAAAACUUCCUACUGUAGAGGAAAAUCAAAAUUCACUUGAGGAAGUACAAGAAGUCAUACCCCUCAGUAAGGAAGCAUAUGAUAAAAUAAUUGCGGAAAGGAUGAGUCAAUAUCAGCAUUUAGAUGAAAAUGAGUAUAUGUGUGAAAGAAUGAUCAGUAGAGAUACAAAGAAAAUGAUUUGUGACUGUUUCAUGACCAAAGACGAGUUAGAGCGAGGUGAACUUGCUUGUGGAGAAGACUGCUUAAAUAGAUUACUAAUGAUUGAAUGUAACUCUAGAUGUCCUGUAGGAGAUAGAUGUACUAACAGACGAUUCCAAAAGAAGGAGAAUGGCCCCUUAAAGGUGUUUUAUGCUGAUAAGAAGGGCUGUGGUGUGGAGGCCAGUACAGACAUUCCAGCGGGCGAGUUUUUAAUGGAAUAUGUUGGUGAAGUCUUAGAUUACGAACAGUUCUACAAAAGAGCACAGGCUUAUUCUGAAGAAAACAACUUGCAUCAUUAUUUCAUGUCACUUAAAGGAGACACAGUUAUUGAUGCAACAUUAAAAGGAAAUAUAUCACGAUUUAUAAACCAUUCCUGUGAUCCCAACUCUGAAACUCAGAAGUGGACAGUUAAUGGGGAACUCCGGAUAGGAUUCUUCAGCAAGAGAGAUAUUGCGGUUGGGGAGGAGAUCACAUUUGAUUACCAGUUCCAGAGAUUUGGCAAGGUGGCUCAGCGUUGUUACUGCGGCGCAGACAGCUGCCGUGGUUGGAUUGGAGCUGAACCGGACUCCGAAGAUGAGGACUAUGAAGAGGAGGAAGAUGUAUCUACGUCAAAGUCUGGUACGACCGAGUCCGAAGAAUCGCAGGCGAACGACGCGAAUGCCGAGAAACCGCGGGUUCGCGUUCGUAGACCGCGUCGCGAGCGCAAGUACAAGUCCAAGGCUCCAGACUUAGUUCAAGACGCGGAUAUUGAAGAUGACUUGGAAGCUCUUAGCCGUACCGGAAUCAAAAAUCAAAGUCACACACUACGGCUGUCCCGUACAGUCGUGCGCGCAAAGACGCGACGCGCCCAAACCGCUCUAUUACGUCUUUUGAGGGAUGCGGACCUGCCGUGUCGCAGACUGUUCUUGGACUAUCGGGGUUUGCGAUUGUUGGCACCUUGGUGUACGGAUGCAUCAUUAGAUUUCAAGUUAGAAAUGCUUCAGACUGUGGAUCGAUUGCCGAUACCCAACAAGACUAUGGUCCAAGAGACACGUUUCUUCACAAUCAUAGAGAGGUGGCUCAGUUCUUCAGAGGUGCCACCUGAACCUCCGGUGUUCAUUGAUGAGGCAACAGGUUUACCAGUAGAGCUGGCAAAUGGACCUCAAGUGGACGUCGAUAAAAGCAAAGAAAACGCCGCCGCUAUACUAGAGAAAGUAAAGGAUCUUUCUGCUCAGCUUCUAGAUCGUUGGUCCAGUUUGAAGGAAGUCUUCAAAAUCCCAAAAAAAGAGCGUAUUCAACAAAUGAAAGAACAUGAGCGCCAAGCCAACGUUGAGAGACGCGCCGCUGAUUCCAGCGGGUCACGUGAUCGCGACAGGGACCGGGACAGGGAUCGGGACCGCGAACGUCGCGACGAACGCGACAGGGAACGGGAGCGUGACCGAGACAGAGAGCGGGACCGUGACAAGGAGAGAGAAAGAGACAGAUACAGAGAGAGGGAUCGAGACAGAGAUAGGGACAGAGACAGAGAUGACAGGGAUAGAAGAAAAAGAAGGAGCAGUCCUGAUGGGAGACGAAGUAUUCGGUUAUCGGACCGCGUGCUAGCCGCUAUUCCACCCAUGAGCAAAGAAGAACGGCGGCGGGCUUUCGCCGAAGCCGCCGCUGCAGCUGACGAGAAUAGACGACAGCGAGACAGCCAGGCCUUCAUGCCCUACUGGCCACAAGAUACAUUUGCUCAGAUGUUUCCGCAAGGUAUGAUGCCAGGUCAACCGAAUAUGAUACCAAAUGCACCAAACAUGUUAGGAAGUAGACCACCCCUAUUACCUACCGGUCCUAACAUGCUACCAAAUGGGCCAAAUAUGAUGCCCAAUGGUCCAAAUUUGAUGGGUGGCCCACCAAAUAUGUUACCAGGGCCACAGAACAUCAUGGGGGCACCCAAUCUCAUGAUGCCCGGUAUGAUGCCAGGCAUGAUACCGACAGAUGUGCCUCCCGAGUGGAUUGGCCCGAAUGGCGAGUUCCAAGGUCCUCCCGGGUUCUGUCCCACUUUUCCUGGACAACCGUUUUGUAUGCCACAGCCCAACAUGAUGGGCAUGGGCGGAUUCGGCGUGGGUGGCUUUAUGUUCGGUCAGCAGAUGGCUGGGUUUCCGCCACAACCACAACCGCGACCCAACACACUGCAACCUCAACCACCAAUGUUAGACAACCGAGUCCGGACGCAAGCUGAGGAUUUAAAUACAAUAGAGGACGACGACGCUGAACCAGUGUUGCCAUCUAUGUGGCGUAGUGCUCUCGACAACCGAGGACGUAAAUAUUAUUACCAUGUUAAAUUACGCCAACCUCAGUGGUUACCGCCCCCACCACCACCGGCCGUACCGGACGAUAAUAGCUCGUCUGACGAGGAGGCUGAGCUGAUGAGUACUGUCGAAACGGAGGUCGUAAGAAAACAAGUUAAGGGCAAAAUGGUGGAAGGUGUGAAUGGUAUUUAUGAGGUGAUAAAGGCGGACGCACACAACGGGCUAAUACCGGAGCAUGCGCUCGUUAGUGACAAGCCGCGUAAGCGAAGGCCGGGUCUCGUUACCGAGAGACCAAUUAGUCCACGAACUGAGGAGGACAAGUUAGCUGGUCGAAUGGAGGUUAAGAGAUAUAAACAGACCAAGGAGAAGUUACGCCGUAGACGGGAAAAGCUGCUUCAGAAAGUGCGUCUUAUUGCUGCGGAUAAGUCAAGAUUUGGAAAGGAAAUAACACACAAAGACCUAAAGGAUCUGAAGUUUGUGGAUUCGGAAGACUCUGAUAGCGAUUCGGAUGCGGAUUCAGACAUUGUUCAAAUCCUUGAAAAACACAUUUCUCCGCCUCUAUCCGUGCCCGCAUCCGCAGCCGUACCCGCACCCGUGCCCGUUGCACAGUCGGUUGCGGAUAUGGAAGAAGCGGGACGAAAGAUCAAGGAACAGUUCCGUAGCAAUAUGGCUCGUGUUAUUGUGCAACAUCUCAACCCCUACCGUCACUCUUCCGCUCCUGCGGGUAGGAUAACGUGUACCUCUGAUUUCAAACAUUUGGCUAGAAAGUUAACACAUUUCGUGAUGUUGAAAGAGUUGAAGCAUUGUCGUUCAGUCGAAGAGCUGGUGGUGACUGACUCAGUCCGAUCCAAGGCGAAGAUGUUUAUUAAGAAGUACAUGGUGAAGUUCGGGCCAGUGUACAGGCGACCCCCAGACGAGGCCGACUAA